Molecule: messenger RNA, 3541 nt
Organism: Pristis pectinata (smalltooth sawfish)
Lineage: Eukaryota; Metazoa; Chordata; Chondrichthyes; Rhinopristiformes; Pristidae
Gene: slc1a6
Product: solute carrier family 1 member 6
Exons: 10
Coding region: 67-1824 (585 amino acids)
Biological process (GO): L-glutamate transmembrane transport
Cellular component (GO): plasma membrane
Molecular function (GO): neutral L-amino acid transmembrane transporter activity; glutamate:sodium symporter activity; L-glutamate transmembrane transporter activity
Source: RefSeq, a predicted model, not a curated record
CUCGCUGAGUUAGCUGAGGAUGACAGUAUAGAUCACUGGAGGUGUGAUCAUCCAUCACCUGGUCAGAUGCACCUGUAUCAACAAAUACACUGGUUUGCAAGUUUUUCCCACGACUCGUACUUGUUGGACCAGGUGCUGGGUUUGAUAAUGAGCGAACGGCAGACUAACGUCAACAGUCUCUUCCUGAAUGAAGACUCGGCCAAGCGGAGCACCGCGGACAGUCGAGUUCAGCAGUUCCAAAAGGCGCUGCGGAAGCGAGCUGGUCGAGCUAAGAAAAGCCUGAGCAACAUCAGCCAGCAAAGCGUCCAGAGCUUUCUUAAGAGAAAUGCAUUUGUCGUUUUAACUAUCUUUGCGGUGAUACUGGGUAUAAUUCUGGGUUUUACCCUCCGCCCCUACAAAUUGUCCUAUCGUGAGAUUAAGUAUUUCUCUUUCCCUGGGGAGCUGCUGAUGCGGAUGCUGCAAAUGCUGGUAUUGCCACUCAUCGUUUCCAGUCUAGUUUCAGGAAUGGCAGCUCUGGACAGCAAAGCAUCUGGUAAAAUGGGAAUUCGAGCGGUGGUUUUCUACAUGAUCACUACUAUCAUAGCUGUGUUCAUUGGAAUUGUCAUGGUAAUGAUCAUCCACCCUGGGAAAGGAUCAAAAGUUGACCUACAUCGGGAGGGAAAGAUUGAGCAGGUGCAGGCAGCUGAUGCUUUCAUGGAUCUAAUCAGGAAUAUGUUCCCACCCAAUCUAGUAGAGGCUUGCUUCAAGCAGUACAAAACAAAUUAUAACACGCGAAAAAUCCUGAAACCAGCACCACCAUCCAGCAAUCUCACAACCAUCACUGAACCAUCCAUUAUUGACAAUGUAACUGAUGCUGUCAAAAAGCUGCAGGAACUGGUGGUUUCUGAGGAGGUUAUUCCAGUUGCUGGUUCGUCCAAUGCAGUGAAUGCACUGGGACUUGUGGUCUUUGCUAUUGGUUUCGGGCUUGUCAUCGGCAACAUGAAACAGCAAGGCCGGGCAUUGAAAGAAUUUUUUGACAGCCUUAAUGAAGCAAUCAUGAGACUGGUCGCAAUUAUAAUCUGGUAUGCACCUAUAGGCAUCCUCUUCCUGAUCGCAGGCAAAAUCAUUGAGAUGAAAGACCUUACUGUGAUGGGCGGACAACUAGGAAUGUACACUGUGACGGUUAUAAUUGGACUGCUCAUCCAUGCACUUGUUGUGCUGCCACUUCUUUAUUUUAUAGUUACGCGCAAGAAUCCCUGGAUUUUUAUUGGUGGAAUAUUGCAGGCAUUGAUUACUGCCCUUGGUACUUCAUCCAGCUCAGCAACUCUCCCAAUCACCUUUAAAUGUCUAGAAGAAAAUAACGGUGUGGACAAACGUGUCACUCGCUUCGUCCUACCUGUUGGAGCUACUAUUAACAUGGAUGGCACAGCCCUCUAUGAGGCCUUGGCUGCGAUCUUCAUUGCACAAGUUAACAACUAUGAUCUAAACUUUGGACAAAUCAUCACCAUCAGCAUCACUGCAACAGCAGCCAGCAUUGGAGCUGCAGGAAUACCUCAGGCUGGUCUUGUCACCAUGGUGAUAGUUUUGACAUCAGUCGGACUUCCCACAGAGGACAUCACCCUGAUUAUCGCAGUGGACUGGUUCCUGGAUCGUCUUCGAACUACCACCAACGUGCUAGGCGACUCAUUGGGAGCAGGUAUUGUGGAGCACCUUUCGAGGCAUGAACUGCACACAGAGGAUACAGAAGUUGGAAACUCAGUCAUUGAGGAAAAUGAGAAACCUUAUCAGCUCAUCUGCCAGGAGCACGAAAACCAGAAGCACGUGGAUAGUGAGACAAUGAUGUGACCAAGACUAAGAUAGAUCCAGUAUCGAAGAGAUAAACACAUACACAACCAUGUAAAUUGUGUGUCUGUGCAUUUCUAAUCAAACUAGCCAGCAAAGGAACAUCUAAAACAAUCUAAUUACUUAAGCAAGAAUCCUGCAAAAAUAGGGGCAGACCUGUACGCAUGCGUAUUUUCAAGUGCGUACCAUCCAUAUCUGUGCAUAUGUGAGUGCAUUCAUGUACACAUGGUGCCCAUGUUUGUGUGGACACAUAUGCGAAUGUUUAUCACUAGCUGUGAUCAUGUGUGUUUGUAUGCACUUCUGUGCAGGUGCACAUAAAUGUCAAAACUCUGGUUUGUGGGCAUUCAUCUGUUCAUAUGUGCAUAUCUGCAUGCUUUCUGUACAUACAUGAUAAGUAUUUAUGCAUAUGCAUGUGUACAGGUCUUUUCAUAUGUGUGUCUUUGUACAUGCAUGUGCAUGGAGUUUUUAACUGGAAAGGGUAUCUUUUUUAAACAGGUAGUUCCCUCAGUAGCACUUUCAUAGUUGGGAGAGGAUUUCUGAUGUGCUAUGUGUGAAAUCAUAAAUAUGUUUCUGAUUUUGCUGCUCCCAGCACCUCUUAGAAAACUUGUCCCAUUGUCAGAACAGAAUCAAUUUUCAUUAGAAAUACUUGAAGAAGAAAAAUAUUAAAGGGACAGAGAAAGGGGCAGGGAAGUGGGAUGAAAAUAGAUUAGCAUUCAGUAAGCAUGAGCUGAAUAGACUCCAUCUGUUCUGGGAUUUCUGUGGUAAUCUUGUGAUAUUUUCUUGUGUUAAACUGGUCAAUUUUUGCAAAACCUUGCUGUGUUGGCAGACAUCUAACAAGGGACCGAUUUUCUUCAACCAUUGCAAGUUGUGCUUGUCCAGUUACAAAAUGGUGCUAAAUCCAUUUGGAGUGGAAUUUCACUUUAUGUGGGAAUGUAAAGCAUGUGAUGGUGGAUUGGCAUCCCGUCUCACAUCUUCUCCUGUUUUUGUAUGGAAGCCAGAGGCAAUGUCGAAUAUCAUACUACAGCGGGCAUUAAAAUCUGCCCUCCACAGCAGAAGAGGAGGAAAGGGACAUAUAAGGCCUCAGACCCUAUUUCCCCUUAUUGAUAUGAAAUGCCUACCUUUUGAAUGUGGGGAAACUCCAUCGUAGCAAUGCCGAAACUGUAACAGAGUGAGAGAAACUCCACAUAAAUAACCACCACAUCUCCAGAUUUCAAUAUUGUCUUCAUAAUCCUUUCACAUUUCCAAAACAUUUUGACCUUCUAACAAGGAGUCCACAGUAUCCCCCCUUUCACUACAUUGUUCUAUCCCGUUUAUCAUGCUUUGUGAUCAUCAGGCCAGAAAUAAAACUAAGCAAAAUAUGAUUAAUUAGUUCUUGUAACAAGUAAACCCUGAUUCAUUAAUCCACCAAGGUUAUGCAGACACUGAGUCGAUAGCAGGUUGAAUAAUCUUAGGUCAGCCCUGAUAUAAUGUUAAAGUAGAUCCUUUGAGUUAGACACAGUGACUUCUGCACACACUCAUGGAGUCAGUAUGCAAAAGAGACAUGCAAUCUCUAGGUAUUAUGAAAAUAACAUUUCCUAAUCUUCAAAUGGUCUCAUUGUCAGAUGAUGUAAAAUGUAUGAUAUCUGUGAUGUAUUUCUAAUCUCUAAAUGAUAUGUGGCAUUAGAUCAGAAACUUGUACUCAAAUCCAAUCAAAAUAUUGUACUUCCAUAUCACGAAUUCA